Molecule: messenger RNA, 1542 nt
Organism: Esox lucius (northern pike)
Lineage: Eukaryota; Metazoa; Chordata; Actinopteri; Esociformes; Esocidae
Gene: rab38b
Product: RAB38b, member of RAS oncogene family
Exons: 5
Coding region: 167-838 (223 amino acids)
Biological process (GO): phagosome-lysosome fusion; endosome to lysosome transport
Cellular component (GO): trans-Golgi network; lysosome; late endosome
Molecular function (GO): GTP binding; GTPase activity
Source: RefSeq, a predicted model, not a curated record
UGUGUGUGUGUGUGUGUGUGUGUGUGUGUGUGUGUGUGUGUGUGUGUUUGAAGAGUCCGCGCAGAGCAGAGAGAACAGAGAAGUAAACCACGCUUUGAACCAAACACGACUACUUUUCCGCUACUUCUUAAACACUAUCCUAAUAACCGGUGAACUGUUAUCCGGUAUGACCAACCACCGCCUUCCCCCGACGGCUACCGCCGGGAUGCAGCACCCCGGGAAGGAGCACCUGUACAAGGUGUUAGUGAUUGGAGACCUGGGUGUGGGCAAGACCUCCAUUAUUAAGCGGUACGUUCACCAGAGUUACUCCACCAACUAUCGCGCCACCAUCGGCGUGGAUUUCGCCCUGAAGGUUCUCAACUGGGACUCAGAGACCGUCCGGCUACAGCUCUGGGACAUCGCUGGCCAGGAGCGUUUCGGGAACAUGACCCGUGUAUAUUAUCGAGAGGCCAUGGGAGCAUUCAUCGUGUUUGACGUGACGCGGCCAACCACCUUUGAGGCCAUCACCAAGUGGAAGGAAGACCUGGACUCUAAACUCAUGCUAACCAAUGGACAGAGCAUUGCCACGGUCCUCUUGGCUAAUAAGUGUGACCAGGGACGGGAGGUACUGACCAACAACAACAUCAAAAUGGAUCAGUUCUGUAAAGACAAUGGCUUUGUGGGAUGGUUCGAGACUUCAGCCAAGGACAACACCAACAUCAACGAAGCUGCCAACUUCCUGGUGAAACACAUCAUGGCAACAGAGAACGACAUCCUGAAGUCGGUGGUCCCAGACACAAUCUCCCCUCAGCUGGAUGACUCUCAGCCUGGGACCUGCUCAGCCUGCUUCAAACCCUAGAGACCAGAGACACUUCCCCGACCUGUUGGGUCAAGACUUUAGGGAGCAGAAGCAGUGAAGAGCUGUGAGUGGCGACACUUUCCUUCACACAAGUGUCCCAAAUCACCACAUAAUAUUCUUAUUGCUAAAUUGUGGGGGAGGAGCGAGGAGGUUAAUGAUGUGACACAUAUGUGAAUGUCUCACUGCACCUGUUUGUCUGAAUUUCAUGCUUGUUUUAUUAUUCAAAAGUGGAAGAUUAAUUGCAUUGUUUCGGUCAAAGUGUGUCUCUAAGUUGGUGGGUUUAUUGAUCUGCUUCCUGGAAGUCACCCUCUGAGUUUCGUCUGAAACAUGUGACACUGGAAGGCACUCCGAGCAGGUUGGUAGGGGCAACGGGCUGGGUUCAGAUUCCUUGUUGAACAGACUUGUUGUGGGAAACAUAGCGCAGAUGUUAUUUUGAUGUUUUUGAUGAUAUUUUUGUCAGACAAGAAGAGACUCGGAGCCACAGCCAUUGGUUUUACAAAUGUAACGAAGCUCUGCUCUGUUCUAACUUAAAGGCUUCAUAGUAAAUUUUUUAUAGACCCAGAUACCUCCAAUGGUGUCAGUGUGUCUGUCUGUGUUUUAAACUUUAUUUAACCAGCUCUGUUCCCAUGGUAACUGAUUCAAAGCUUGUGAUGUGGCGUGUGCGUGUGCGUGUGUGUGCGUGUGUGCGUGUGUGCGGGUGUGUA